Molecule: messenger RNA, 3355 nt
Organism: Styela clava
Lineage: Eukaryota; Metazoa; Chordata; Ascidiacea; Stolidobranchia; Styelidae
Source: RefSeq, a predicted model, not a curated record
AACCUCCUGUAGAUGAGGAGAGAACGGGUGACGCUGAACCACUCAGACCUGUUGUUGAAUCAUCUCAGGAUGAUCCAAGACCAGUGAGGCAGGAACCUGGUGAGUGUUGGUAGAGAAUUUUGCUCAACUUGUUUUUAUUUAAUUUCACUCUUGUUUUACACUCACUCUCACUCUGGAGCAAAUGAUAUUCUGCUCCUAGCAAAGUAAAGGGCGGCCAGUAAAGGCCAGAAGCUACUGACAUUGUUUGGCACCAUACCUUAAAUUUUCUUACAAGACGCUCCUAGUUAGGUGCGAGAUUGCUGAAUGGUUCACUUCGCCAUCUGGAAAACCUCGUUUAAUAUGGGCAACCGCGGGGGAGCCAAAAGCUAUUAAAACUGUGAAUAAUUAGAAUGGUGAAUCAUAAGUUAGGAAAUACGGAUGAAGUGAAAACUUGAAGCAGUAAUGAGUCCCAGCCAAGAAGAAUCCCAUGGGCUGGCUAAAGGCUCGAUGGAUCAGGGACUAGAACUCUGUUCGCCCAUUUUACAUUAGGUUGUGUAAAGGGACUGAAGCCUAUGAUCAGAGGGUAUAUUCACUUUGAUAACACUGACAGUCCCCGAACUCGUAAUAGAACUAAAAUAGGGAAAAUCGAAAUGAAAUUAUGGCCUGACCCUAACCUGGUACACAUACAUAGAGAGUAACGAAAUUUGUGCAACUCUAGCGCCCUCUGACGUAUGUGAAAUAUGUAUAAGUAUAGGAAUCCUAUGAACUGGCUUAAACCCGAUGGAUCGGGAACUAGAACUAGGAAACAUGAGUAAGUCUCGUUCUGGGUGGGUGAAAUUGUAACCUAGUGAUAGAUUACUCUAGGAGAGGAAAGUCAGCUGUGAAUUAUUUUAGAUUCUUCUUUGAUUUCUUUCUUUAGCUGGAAAAUUUGCAGAAGAAAAGGAAGCGUUAUCUAAGGCUCAGCCGUACAACUCUGAUGAGUAUGAAGAAGCAUCGGCACCAGGUGGAGCUGUGAAGCGCAAAGUUUCUGGUCAGCAAGAACGCCAAGAUGCACUGGGUGGACAAGAAGCCGCUGGAGGUUUGGGACAAGAUGAAGAUGGAGAAUAUCUGGUUUGAGGGAACUGAUAUGGGAACAGAGCUACAAACCAUGAGGAUGAUGCAAACAAGCAUAACAUAUUUUAAUGAUAAGAGACUGAUAUACAUUCUAUCCAUUGCUGUUUAAAUUUAUUCACUGGAAGAGGAGUCAAAAUCUAAUAUCUUUAUAAUGAAAAAAAAUUAAAAUGAACGCUUCAUCGUCUAAACGAAUCUCCAGGCGUAAUAAUUUUUUUUCUUUUGCAAAUAAAAAAGGUAAUUCUGAGAAAUGAUUUCAUGCGAUAUUUCGCGAUUUUCAACAGAUAUUUUUUUUUCAAAUAUCGACCAAUAGAAAGACUAUGUUGAAUUAUUUGGGUAGAUCUGAAAAAUAGUCCAACAGUAGUAAACGUGUCCAUUUUUAUGAGUGUGCAAUAUACGAAAAAAGGCAAACGUUAAAUUUAUUUUUUGCAUCUACGUUGUAGAAAAAUUUCAAAUAUUCAAGAAAGUCAUCAACGAUUUAACGAGGAGAAAUGCACAGCCAGCUUCAACUAUCGGAUGUCUUACAACUCCGGAUGUCAAGAUUCGUCCUCGUACAGCGGAUGUAGAUUUCUAUGGAAGCGCUGCCAAGGAUGCUGAAUAUAAGCCAGAGCUUGGUUUCAGCCAGCACACUCAGAAGCAACCUGGCAAAGAAAUAUCCAUGGAAAGCUUUUUUUCGGAUGGCAAAUCGAGAGUUGCUCUAGUCGGGGGAGCCGGAUAUGGCAAAACCGAAAUGUCUAAAAAUUUCUCCGUUGAUGUGCUUGAUCAAAAGAUACCAGAGCUUAGAGGAGUCGAGGUUGUUCGUCACAUUAACUUUCGAGAUCUUCUAUCUAAGAAGGAGGUCAGUCUCGGGGAAUUAUUGUUUGGAGAUACAGAUUUGGAUGAAGAUGUCCGAGAUCAUGGUGUAGGAUGGAUCAUAUUGCAUCCCGAAAAGUUUCUUCUCGUAAUUGAUGGAGCUGAUCAAUACGCUUCCCCUCAAGAUCUUGGCAAAUUACGCGGUAACGCCAAUCACUAUGAUAAGGCAGAUCCCAAGCUUCUUAUAAAUCUCAUCCUCGCUCAAAAGCUUUUACCCGGCAUCAAGCUUCUCUACUCAUCACGUGAACACGUUUUACGUUUCUUCGAAGGAGAAGUCCGUCCUGAGAGAGUCAUUGCUUUAGCAGGUUUCGAUGAAGAAAGUGUGGAAAAGCUCAUUUACGCAUUUAGCGGAGAGCAUGGCGAAUAUGUCAUGAAUCGUCUCAAGAAAGAAGCACGCGGCUUACUUUCUCUUUGCUCUAUUCCGAUGUUUCUCGUUCUUACAGUAACUGUGCUGAUACUGUACAGAAACCUCAAUCCCAAGAAAAUGACCGACAUCCUGCUUCUCGUCUUGCUGAAUACCAUGAAUUCAGAGCAUAUGAGAGCAGGUGGAAGAGAGGAUGUAUCUAUUUACGAAGUGUUCAACAGGUUGAAGAAAAUGUCGUUUGACGGAAUGAGGAACAAGAAAGUUACUUUCGCCGAAUCAGAUUUACCGGAAGGAAUCACCAUUGAUCACUUGAAAGAUAUCAUGAUCCCAAUACCAAGAUCAAUUGGAAUCAACCAACGACUCUUCGAAAGGAACUUUGUAUUCUUUUUCAUCCACCAGUCAAUUCAGGAAGCACUUGCUGCUCUUUACGUUGCUGAAAUGCCGACAAAGAAAUUCAAAAAGUUUGUCUCAACUGAACUCAAUUUAUCGCAUUGGGUUGUAGUUCGUCGAAUCUUAUGCGGCUCUAUAUUGAAUCCCGAGACAUCCAAGAUUGCAAUGGGAGACGCAGCUGAUGUUGGGAUUCUUAAACAGGGCAUCGAUCUGAAGAAUAAGAGAUCAAUCUUGUUAUCGAGCUUAAAGGAUCAGCUCCGGCCUGGCUUGUUUCAACGUAAGUUCAAAGGAAGAGAGGCAGCACAGAGGGGAGAUCUACUCGAGCUCAUGCAUGCGCUCAAUGAGUGUGGUCAUAGUGCUGAUGACGUCAUCAAAUCAUCCAUCCGUGAGAUGGAAUUCUACUUCAUGCCUCUCACUCCAAGUGAUAAAUUCACUCUGGCAUCUGUUCUCGGUCGUUGUUCACGUCUCGAUGGUCUCUGGCUGCAUGGUGUUCCUCUCACAUCAUCUGAUCUCAAACUCCUUGCUUCAUCAAUGCAAAGUUCGAAUAUCAAGAUAAAGAAGGCUUAUUUUGGAAUUCCGGUGAGUUGAUCAAAAGUGAUUUUCGUUUUAUCUUGAUAUUUCAAUGCAAUAUUAACUUUUUAUUUCCAUACCAUGCUAUGU